Messenger RNA from Monoraphidium neglectum, 2721 nucleotides. RefSeq names its product Peptide transporter PTR2. Gene Ontology annotation, molecular function: transmembrane transporter activity. NCBI's taxonomy places the organism in Eukaryota, Viridiplantae, Chlorophyta, Chlorophyceae, Sphaeropleales, Selenastraceae. Gene Ontology annotation, biological process: transmembrane transport. The record is from RefSeq and is a predicted model, not a curated record. The coding region runs from base 1 to 2721 and encodes 906 amino acids. Gene Ontology annotation, cellular component: membrane. The transcript is spliced from 18 exons.
AUGGGCGCGGGUGACCCAGGAUCCGUCGAGACAGAUGUGGAGCGGCUUGGUGAUCGGAGGCCCGCCGAUGCAGAAAUAGACGAUGUCAAGGCCACCGGCUCGUCAGGCGGCGGGAGAGAGAAUGUGCGGAGGAAGCGGCACCUGCUCGUUGCGAGCUCCUGCAUCCUUGGAACGGAGCUAUGCGAGCGCCUGGCUUUUGUCGGCCUGGCGACCAACCUUGCACUGUACCUGGUCCGUUACAUGGACUACAGCGCGGCACGCGCGAGCCAGAUGCUGCAGAUCUGGAAGGGCAUGGUCUUUACGACACCCCUCAUUGGCGCCUACCUGGCCGACGCUUACUUGGGCAGGCGCGUGCGGUUCCGCACCAUCCUGCUGUUCAGUGCCGUGUACAUGGCAGGCUUGGCCGGGAUCACGGGCGUCAACCUCUCGCCGACCCUGCAGCCACGCCGAGGGCAGCCGCCGCCGAGUGGAGAGUACGGCCCCACGAUCGCCGCCUUUUGGGCUUUCAUGUACCUUAUUGCUCUUGGCAGCGGCGGCAUCAAGCCGUGCGUGGGCAGCUUCGGGGCCGACAACUUUGACGAGCAGCGGCCAAUAGAGCGGCGGUGGCGCUCGACGUACUUCAUCUGGUACUAUUGCUCCAUCAACCUGGGCGGCCUCAUCGCCGCCCUGGCCAUCACCCCCAUUCAAGAGGCCAAAGGCUACGGCAUCGGCUUCGCCAUCCCCACCGUCUUCUUCGGUGCUGCGGUUGCCACGCUGAUUGUCGGCGCCAGCUUUAAGCUCUACCGCUUCGUACCGCCGGAAGGCUCACCCCUGAAGCGCGUCUUUUUGGUGCUGAAAUGCGCCCUGGUGACGAACCGGGGGCUGCCGAGGCCGGGCGCGGGCACGGAGCUUUACGACCCCCCGCCCGGCGCGGGCGGCCUUGAGUACCGAAUGGCCCGCACCCCAAGGUACCCCUGGCUCGACCGCGCCGCACUGCUCCACGGCCGCCCAGAGCUGCGCCAGCCCACCCUGACAGAAGUCGAGGAGACAAAGGCGCUGAUGGGGCUGGGCCCCAUCCUGGUCGUGACCGCGCUGUUCAUGUGCUUCCGGGACCCGGUUUCGACGCUGCUGCCGCUGACGGGGGACACGAUGGACCGGAGGAUAGGGGGGCGCGGCGAGCGGGUGCCGGCGGCGUCGCUGUCUUUUGCAAACCCGGCCGGCAUGCUGCUCAGUGUCAUGAUUUAUGAUGCGCUGGUGGCGCCCGCGUUCGCACGGAUGGGGCGGCCCAUCACCCCGAUGCAGCGCCUAGGUGCUGGCAUAUUCCUCCAGGUCUUUGCGCUGCUUGCUGCCGGUUUCCUGGAGAUCGCGCGCUACAAGGCGGUGGCAGACACCGGCCUGCUGGCCACCUUUGACGCCGCCAAGGCGAGCGACCCGACCCUGAACCCCGGCAGGGGGCCCUACUUUGUCCCGAUCUCUGUGUGGUGGCAGGUGGUCCCCUACUUUUUGGAGGGCAUCAGCGAAACGCUGGCUUUUGCAGCAGCAACGGAAAUCGUGUACACACAGGUGUCAGAGGGCACGCGCUCCCUGUCGUCUUCCAUCCUGCUGCUCGGUAUCGCGGUCGGCGCCUACCUCUCCGGCGCUGUCAACCAGGCCGUCUCAGCGGCCACCGGGGCGGACCCAUGGCUGGCGUCCAACGCGCUGACGGGGCACUAUGACUGGUACAUGUUCCUCAACGCGGGGCUGCUGGCCGGCACCUGGGUGCUCUUCCACUUUUGGAUCGCACGGAACUAUGUGGAGCGCGCCGUCGUGCCGCGAGAGGGCAGCCAGAGCCAGGUCAACUUGAAGACAUCGAUGCUCGUUGAGUCAAAGACGGAGGCAGAGGGCAGGCCGGACUCACCAAGCCGCGAGCGGCUGUUGGCACGCGCCAGUAGCGACACCGAAGGCGCGCCGGCGGCCACAGCCGCGCCUAGCAGCCGCGGCGCAGCCGGCAGCAGCGGGGGCGGCGGCGACGGCGGCGGUGGCGGCGGCGGCGGCGCUAGCAAAGCGGCCGUUGGGGUGGGCCUUGUCGGCGCGGCGGUGCUCCUCUUGGUCACGCUCAAGGCCACUGGAUUUGAUGUGCAGGCUGCCGUCAAGGAUCUGGAGGACCUGAUCUCGAGAUCCGGUUACUUGGGACCCCUGAUCUUCAUUGGGGCCUAUGCGGGCGCCACCGUGCUGCUUUUCCCGGCGUCGCUGCUGACACUUGGCGCGGGCUACCUUUUCGGCCCCCUCGCGGGGACCGCUCUGGUGUCUGUCGCCUCCACCACCGGCGCGACGCUCGCGUUCCUCAUAAGCCGCUACCUGGCGCGGCCGUUCGCGGAGGGCAAGCUGCGGGAGUACCCAAAAUUCGGCGCUGUGGACGGCGCCAUCGGCAGGGAGGGCGCGAAAAUUGUGCUGCUGCUGCGGCUGAGCCCCCUGUUCCCAUUCAACCUGCUCAACUACUUUCUUGGGGUGACGCGGAUCGGGCUCCUGCCUUACGUCGGAGCUUCAUGGCUGGGCAUGCUGCCAGGGACCUUUGCGUAUGUGUUUUUGGGGUCGGCUGGCAAGGAGGCCGGCGAGGCGGCGGCGGGUGGCGGGGGCGGCGCCAAGUGGGUGCUGUACGCGGUCGGGGCGGUUGCGACGGUGCUGGUGACGCGGGUGAUAUCCCAGGCGGCGAGCAAGGCGCUGCAGGAGAGCGGCACGGAGGAGGAGGGGGCGGCAGAGUGA